AUGAGAAACCAUUCAGCAGUAACAAUGUUCUUCAUCCUGGGACUGACAAGUGACCCACAGCUAGAGAUUCUGGUUUUUACCUUUUUGUUUAUCACAUAUACAUUUAGUGUACUUGGAAAUCUGACCAUAAUUUCUCUCAUCUUCAUCGAUUCUCACUUAAAAACAGCAAUGUAUUUUUUACUUCAAAAUUUUUCUUUCUUAGAAAUCUCACUCACAACUGCCUGUGUCCCCGCUUACCUGUACAUCAUAGCAAGUGGGAACAAAGUCAUUACCAUCAAAGCCUGUUUCAUUCAAGUAUUUUUUGUCAUCCUCUUUGGAGCAACAGAGUUUUUUCUGUUGGCUGUGAUGUCCUAUGACCGCUGUGUGGCCAUCUGCAAACCCCUGCAUUACGUGACCAUCAUGAACAGCAGAGUCUGCAGGAACCUCAUCCUCUGUUGUUGGGCAUCUGGCUUACUGAUCAUCCUUCCACCCCUUGGUCUGAGCCUUAAUCUGGAAUUCUGUGACUCUGUUAUUGACCAUUUUGUCUGUGACGCUUCUCCAAUACUGAAGAAUUCAUGUACAGAUACGUGGUUCAUAGAGCAGCUGGCCAUACUCUGUGCUGUGUUUACCCUCAUUGUGACACUUAUGUGUGUAGUUCUGUCCUACAUGUAUAUCAUUAGGACGGUUCUAAGAUUAUCCUCCUCCCAGCAGAGGAAAAAAGCCUUUUCCACCUGUUCUUCCCACAUGAGCGUGGUUUCCAUCAGCUAUGGCAGCUGCCUUUUUAUGUAUAUCAACCCUUCAGCUAAGAAUGUGGUAUCCAUUAAUAAGGCUGUUUUUUUGCUUAUUGUGUCUGUUGCCCCUGUGUUGAACCCCUUCAUUUAUACCCUGAGAAAUAAACAAGUAAAGCAGUCUUUCCAGGACAUCCUCAAAAGACUUGUAUUCCUUUCAAAGAAAUAUUAG
Molecule: messenger RNA, 939 nt
Organism: Manis javanica (Malayan pangolin)
Lineage: Eukaryota; Metazoa; Chordata; Mammalia; Pholidota; Manidae
Product: olfactory receptor 6C2-like
Biological process (GO): G protein-coupled receptor signaling pathway
Cellular component (GO): membrane
Molecular function (GO): G protein-coupled receptor activity; olfactory receptor activity
Source: RefSeq, a predicted model, not a curated record